AUGUCCAAACAGCAGCAGCCGAUCAGCCCGCUGAAGAAUUUCUUCGCUGGGGGCUUCGGGGGCGUGUGUCUCGUGUUCGCGGGGCACCCCCUGGACACGAUCAAGACACCCCUUGUUAGGUUUAAUCAUUAUCUGUCUCUUCCCCUGUUCCUCUGUCCUUCUCUCUCGCAGGGGGUGCGGGGGCUGUAUAAGGGGAUGGCUGCCCCAAUCGUGGGGGUGACCCCCAUGUUUGCCGUCUGCUUUUUCGGCUUUGGCCUCGGCAAGAAAUUGCAGCAGAGGAACCCCGAUGAUGUGCUGACGUAUCCCCAGCUCUUCGCAGCGGGAAUGCUGUCGGGAGUCUUCACCACUGCCAUCAUGGCUCCUGGAGAGAGGAUCAAGUGCCUCCUGCAGAUCCAGGCGGCCUCGGGGGAGGUGAAGUACGCCGGGCCGCUGGACUGCGUGAAGCAGCUGUACAGAGAGAGCGGAUUGAGGGGCGUCUACAAGGGCACGGUGCUCACUCUCAUGAGAGACGUGCCGGCCAGCGGGAUGUACUUCAUGACGUACGAGUGGCUGAAGCACAUCCUGACUCCCGAGGGCAAAAGUCCCAACGAGCUCAGCGUCCCCAGCGUGCUGUUUGCCGGGGGCAUGGCGGGCAUCUUCAACUGGGCAGUGGCCAUCCCCCCGGACGUGCUGAAGUCCCGGUACCAGACCGCGCCGGAGGGCCGGUACCCACACGGUUUCCGGGACGUCCUGAGAGAGCUGCUCCGCGAGGAGGGCGUGGCCUCGCUGUACAAGGGCUUCACUGCUGUCAUGCUGCGUGCCUUCCCUGCCAACGCUGCCUGUUUCCUGGGGUUCGAGGUGGCCAUGAAGUUUCUCAACUGGAUCGCUCCCAGCUUGUGAGCGCCGCCCUGCUCUGCCCUUUAGGCACCUGUGGAGAGAGGGACAAGAGCCAGACCUUUGCAGUCCUCGGCUGCAAUAUCUUUUUGAUUGUUCUCGUUUUUCAUUCGAAAUUGCCUGUUUUUUUUUUAACGAUGGCCUUUAACUGAGACUAAAAAAAAUGAUUUAGAACACUUUGCCUUAAAAACCUUCCUGAAUGUCAAGCAAGCAGUGCGCUAAAAUACAGGGAAUACCAGUGUGUGUAUAUAGAAUAUAUACUGUACACCUGUAUAUAUGUGUAUAUGUACAUGCCCUCCAGUGUGUGUGGAGAGGAACAUUUAUUGACCCUUCUAAGCUACAGUUCUGACUCUGGUUUAAACCCAGUUAUCAAACGAGCCUGACCCCA
Molecule: messenger RNA, 1261 nt
Organism: Lepisosteus oculatus (spotted gar)
Lineage: Eukaryota; Metazoa; Chordata; Actinopteri; Semionotiformes; Lepisosteidae
Source: RefSeq, a predicted model, not a curated record